GCGCUGAAGCACAAACCGCUCACCAGCUGUUGAACCGGAAGUUGACCACUUUUCCAGGUGACGUGCAAGACCUGCACGUAAGCGAGUCUGCACCGGCAUCGCCUGUGCGCGCGAGCAGGGAUGUCAUCAGAGGAGGGUGAAGAAGAGCAGUUCCGAGCCUUCGUGGCGCUGCACGCGGCCGCGCUCAGCUCCUCCGGCGUGCCGCGUGUCCUCUGGAGCAGCCUCUUCCACAAAAUCACCCACGAGGUUUUUGAUGCUGGGGAGGUUUUCGGAAUCCUGCAGUUCCGUGAGGAAGAGGAAGAAACUGAGACGAAGAGCAAUCCUGCAGCUGACGUCAGGUGUAAGGUGGUGGUCACCCGGGAGAGCGGCCUGCAGGUCUCAGACCCCAACAGCAUCUUCCUGGUCGAUCACGCCUGGACGUACCGCGUGGAACAUGCCCGGCAGCAGCUGGAGCAGAUCCCCGGACUGCUGCCCCGAAUGGCAUCCCUCAUGGGGGUGGACUUUCACGGGGAGGUGCUCCCCCCAGAAAUAGUGGAGUCAAUAUUGGAACGAAUGUGGAAGUACAACCAGACUUAUCAGCUGUCUCAUGGGUCAGCAGAGGAGAAGGUCCCGGUCUGGUACAUCAUGGAUGAGUUUGGCUCCCAGGUGCAGCACUCGGACCGGCCCAGCUGUGCUAUGUUUCCCUUCUUUCACAUCCCCAGCCAGGUGGCCUACACCAUCCUCUGGCCUCUGCAGGACCUACAGGAAGGAGACGAAGUCACUCGAGACUUUUCUUACGGGGAGACUGACCCCCUGCUGAGGCGGUGCCGUCUGCUACCGUGGAAACCAGAUGCGCUGGAGGAGGUGAGCAGCGCUGUGACCGAGCCUGCAGACUCGUACUAUGAGGCGAUUGCUCUGGAGAACAAGGAGCGACUUCCAGUGGAAGUCCAACCCCCCUCACUUCCCACAGACAAAAUCUUCAAAGUUUUCUCAGAAUUGUCUCAAGUGACCAACAACCUGACGCACCCCCGUUUUCAGUUGACGGAUGAGGAGGGGGAGGCCGACAUCCUCUGGAGCUACAACCACAUCAAGGACUUCAGGAAGCUGAGCGAGGAGCGGCCUCACGUCCUCCUGAACCAGUUUCCCUGCGAGAGCCUGGUCACCGUGAAGGACUGCCUUGCUUCUGUGGCUCGUAGGGUGAGAGGUGGGCCCCUCCCAGAUUGGCUCCCAGAAGCCUUCAACCUGCAAACCGAACUGCCACAGUUCAUCAAGUACUUCCAGCAGAGGCAGCAAAGGGGGGAGGACAACCACUGGAUCUGCAAGCCCUGGAAUUUGGCGCGUGGACUGGACACGCACAUCACCAACAACCUGGACUACAUCAUCAGGCAGAGAGAGAGCACCCCCAAGGUGGUGUGUAAGUACAUCGAUGAUCCGGUGCUGUUCCACAGGGAGGAAGUGGGAUUGGUGAAGUUUGACGUUCGCUACAUGCUGAUGCUGCGCUCGGUGCAGCCUCUGCGACUCUACGCCUACCAUGUCUUCUGGCUUCGUUUCGCCAACAAGGCCUUCUCGUUGGACCACCUGGACGAUUACCAGAAGCACUUCACUGUUAUGAACUACACAGAGGGCGUGGAGCUCAAACAGGUGCACUUCAACGACUUCAUCCCCAUGUUUGAGCGGCAGUAUCCACAACAUCCAUGGAAAGAGGUGGAGGCUCAGCUCUUUGCAGCGUUUAGGGAACUCUUUCAGGCAGCUUCUUCUCGGCCGCCUCCAUUUGGCAUCUGUCCAUACAGCUCAUCUCGAGCCAUUUACGCUGCAGACGUCAUGCUGAAGUGGAACAGGGGAGCAGAUGGUGAGCAGUCCAUGCAGCCUCAGAUCCUGGAGCUUAACUUCAGCCCGGACUGCGCUCGUGCCUGCCUCUACCACCCUGAUUUCUACAACCACAUGUUCCAGGCACUGUUCCUAGAUGAACCAGAUGGCCUUCCGCUCACUCGCAUCGUUUGAUGCUUUGGCAGGAGAGACUGAGAUCGCUUUUCAUUGUUUAACUGAAGCCGUCAGUACCAUGAUCUAAUGAAGUCCUCUCAUUUUGAGGUUGAACUCUUUUGAGGUUGAACGCUUUUCAAAACACCGGCAGAUUGCAAUUGUGGAUUUCUCCAUUCAUGAAGUCUCUGCUCCGUUCACUCCACAAUCACCUGCAGAGAAAGUCUUCCUGAAAAUAUGAAAGUCAUUUGACUCAUUGGCGCCUCACCCUGGUCAGGAGGAGCAAGACUGUCUUAGGAAUUAUUCCCCUGAACUGUAUUUUUAUUCUGUGACAUUAAAGGAUCUUUCUAUGGUAUU
Molecule: messenger RNA, 2313 nt
Organism: Oryzias latipes (Japanese medaka)
Lineage: Eukaryota; Metazoa; Chordata; Actinopteri; Beloniformes; Adrianichthyidae
Gene: ttll12
Product: tubulin tyrosine ligase-like family, member 12
Biological process (GO): protein modification process
Cellular component (GO): cytoplasm
Source: RefSeq, a predicted model, not a curated record